UUCAAUGUGUCAACAAGUAACGAUCUAGAAGAAGCCUCGGCAAAUUGCUUGUUUACAAGUGAGAAGAAGAUGGAUAUUAAGAAGAAGAGCUGCGUGUGGUGUGAAAAAGAUAAUCACUCUAGCAUAGAAUGUUAUAAAGUGUCAACAAUGAGUUUAGAGCAACGCAAAGAAUAUUUAAAAAAGAAGAAAGCGUGUAAUAUUUGCUUAAAGAUUGGACACUAUGGUAAAAGUUGUAAAACAUUCGUAAAAUGCCUCAUCUGUAAGAAGAGACACUCAACAUUAUUAUGCCAUCAAACAAUGUCGGAAGAUACAAAACCUGAAAAGAAUUUUGAGAAGAAAGAAAAUACUCUGAAGAACAAGGAAGACAAUCACCCCUCAGCUGCUUUAUCUUCGUGUACACCAACGGGGGUCACAUUGCUGCAGACUGUCGUUGUUAAUGUCUCACAUAAUGGAAAGAAGAUACCGAUCCGUGCACUGUUUGACAAUGGGUCCCAACGUUCUUACAUUCAACAGUCUGUAGUAGAGAAGUUGAAGAUACCGCUGGUGAAGAAAGAAGUUAUAAGUCAUUGCUUGUUUGGUGGAAUGGAAGUAAAUCCAAAAGAACACAGUUUAUAUAAUUUUAAUGUAGAAAGUUUGGUCAAUAACUUCAAUUUGGAAUUAACAGCUAUUAGUCAAAAUUGUAUUUGCACUAAUGUGCCUAAAGUAAAUCAAAAUGAUACAGAAUUGUUCAAAUUGUUAAAACAAAAUCAUGUAACACUGACUGACAAGGGUGAUAUUUCUGAGAUAGGUCUGUUAAUUGGUGCAGAUUUCGCAGGUUUUUGUAUGACAAAUGUAGUAAUCCAAAUGGGAAAUGGUCUGGCAGCUAUAAAAACGAAGUUGGGGUGGACUCUACAGGGAAAACAGGUGAGUGCAACAUUGAAUAAUUUUACAAGUACUACUUUGUUUUGUAGUAACAGUAAUAAUGAUUUAACAGGUUACUGGGCAUUGGAAACGUUGGGUAUUCGAGAUCCAGCAGAAGUGAAAUCCAAGGCACAGAUAGAAGAGGAAGUAAUGAUGUCCUUUGAGGAGAAUAUUGAAGUCAAUGUGGAGGGCAGGUAUGAAGUGCAGCUUCCCUGGAAGCCACAUUACAACAUCAUUUGCUACAAGUCAGUGGUCAGUACAGUGAGUCAGCCAAACUUCUUAACAGGUCAUUUUAUGUUGACAACUGCGUUACCAGUUUAGAUUCAGAGGAAGAGGUAUGCAAGUUUAUUUUUGAAACAAAAAAUAUUAUGAAUACUGCUAAGUUUGAGUUAAGACAGUGGGUUACCAGUCCGAUGCAAAUAAAUGAAACAAACGAGACUGAGAUUUCUUUAUUGGGACUAUUGUGGGAUACUACUUCAGACAAAUUAUAUUGUAAUACGAGAAGUCUAACUUUGCAUAAAGAUUUAGAGAAAGUCACUAAAAGGGAGUUGUUGUCAUUGACACAAAAGGUUUUUGAUCCGAUUGGUUAUACUUCCCCUGUAAUGCUCACGCCCAAAUUAAUAUUACAACAAACCUGGCUACGUGAACUGAAAUGGGAUGAGGAAUUGCCCUCUGAUCUACUGUCAACAUUUAAAGAUUGGUAUAAGUAUAUCCACUACCUCAAUGAGUGUCAAAUUCCACGCAGAUUGACAGCAGAUAAGUUAUCAGAGUCCAAUAUAAGUUUACAUCUAUUUUGUGAUGCCAGCAAGGACGGUUAUGGUGCAUGUGUGUUAUUGAGAGCUGAAAAAGGUGGUAAAGUGACAGUUCAACUGAUAUCGGCAAAGGCAAGAGUAACUCCUCCACGUCAAAUUACCAUUCCCAGAUUAGAACUAACAGCGGCAUUAAUAGGAUCACGUCUGCUUAACCAAGCGCACAAAAGUCUAGAUAUACUGGACUUACCUGAGUUUUGUUGGACGGAUUCCAACGUAGCUUUGUGCUGGAUAAAACGUGAAAUGCCCUGGAACACAUUUGUAGGAAAUAGGGUAAAAGAAAUUAGACAAAAUACUAAGAUUGAAAAUUGGUAUCAUAUUCCAGGGCCACAGAAUUGGGCAGACCUAGCUUCCAGAGGCUGCAACGCGAAGACUCUUCUCACUACUCGCUGGUGGGAGGGGCCAGAAUGGCUGCGUCACGCACCGGAGCUAUGGCCUCGAUCUGAAACACAGCUUAAUGACCAAACUGCAAACCUGGAACUAAAGAAAACUGUAUGUACUAAUAUAAAUACAAAUCCUAAUGAGGGGAUAUUACAUAAAUUACAAAAUAAAUUUUCUAAAUAUACUAAAGUAAUAAGAACUGUAGCUUGGAUAUUUCGUUUUACAAGGAAUACAAGACAGUUAAAUAAAAAGAAGGGAGAAUUGACAUAUAAAGAGUAUGAAAAAGCAGAGAAAGUUAUUAUAGGGUUGAUACAAGCAGAAGACAGGGAAUUGUUAGAAAAGACUAGUAGAGAUUUGGGAAAAUAUAAAGAUGAAGAGAACUUAAUUAGAAUUAAAACUAAACUCUUGUUGUCAGAUCUUCCAGAAUAUAUAAAAACACCAUACCUGGUUCAUGCA
This is a messenger RNA of Pectinophora gossypiella (pink bollworm), 2546 nucleotides long. RefSeq lists its product as uncharacterized. The transcript is spliced from 2 exons. The coding region runs from base 70 to 1221 and encodes 383 amino acids. The record is from RefSeq and is a predicted model, not a curated record. Lineage: Eukaryota; Metazoa; Arthropoda; Insecta; Lepidoptera; Gelechiidae.